This is a messenger RNA of Anastrepha ludens (Mexican fruit fly), 1923 nucleotides long. RefSeq lists its product as uncharacterized. The coding region runs from base 1 to 1923 and encodes 640 amino acids. The transcript is spliced from 3 exons. NCBI's taxonomy places the organism in Eukaryota, Metazoa, Arthropoda, Insecta, Diptera, Tephritidae. The record is from RefSeq and is a predicted model, not a curated record.
AUGGACGUCAUGGGACAGCUCCUCUGCUCGGAGAUUCGCAAGGGUCCGCCCGGUACGCCCAUGGCUCAACGAACGGUUUUCGGUUGGACGUUGUUUGGAAAUGUCGAUGGGUCCGAAUCCGCUUCGCUCGGUUUACAGUCUUUGCAUUGUGAAGUUCAUUUUGAUCGAGCGCUCACUAGACUUUGGGAGUUAGAAGAAGCACCGAAAAAGGCCCACCUCACUUACGAAGAACGCUAUUGUGAAGAGUUUUUCGAAAAAACGCACAGAAGGUCACCUGACGGUCGAUUUAUAGUAGAGCUGCCGCUGAAAUCUGACGUACCCUUGGGAGCAUCACGAAGUUAUGCUGUUCGAAGUCUACUAAGUAUCGAAAAAAGACUUGCGCGAGAUGACGACCUACGCCAACGCUACAAUGAGUUCAUGCAAGAACUCAUCGACAUGAAACACAUGGAACUUGCACCACCGCCAACGGAUCAAACGUUCUAUAUGCCGCAUCACCCCGUUAUAAAAGAGUCAAGUGUCACGACUAAAUUGAGAGUCGUGUUCAAUGCGUCCGCCAAAACCACCACCGGGAAUUCGUUGAACGAUGCAUUAUUUGUUGGUCCCCAAUUGCAACCUGAUUUAUAUUCUAUUUUAACACGUUUCAGAACGCAUCGCUACGCAGUAACAGCGGACAUCGCGAAAAUGUACCGCCAAAUAUGCAUGUCCACGAAAAACCUCGAUCUACAACGCAUUGUCUGGCGUCGUGACCCGACGUUACCCAUAAAGGAUUAUCGCAUGUUGCGCGUUACUUAUGGCGUUGCCGCUGCGUCCUACUUAGCCGUUAAAUCGCUGCAACAAACAGCAAAAUAUUCGUCACACAUUUGGAGAAGGCUGCUGCCGUCAUCCAUAAGGACUUUUACAUGGAUGAUCUCCUCACUGGAAGGGGGUUUUGAACUUCGAAAAUGGGCGUCUAAUUUUGCGGAGCUUUUUGAAAAUGUUUCGAAUGCAUCAGAAAAUAUAUCACACUACCUAGUCGAUAGUAAAGAUGUCCAUGCCUUGGGCCUUAUAUGGAAUACAGAGGAGGACUACUUCACGUUCUCAGUUAAUCUGAAUCAACCACCCACUAUUUUAACGAAGAGAAAUUUCUUGUCUGAUGCUAGCACGCUUUUCGACCCACUGGGUCUGCUCGCUCCAGCGACCAUAAGAUCAAAGAUGUGGUUUCAGGAGAUCUGGCGUAUGAGUGUCGGUUGGGAUGACGUUAUUCCAGACUGCAUCGCAGCACAGUGGCGACAACAUCGCUCGGAACUGCUACUGCUAUCAAGUUUAAAGAUAAGUCGCUGGUUUGGCACAGGAGCAGGUGAGUCGUUCACUGAGCUACAUAUUUUCGCUGACGCUUCCGAGCGCGCUUACGCUGCCGUAAUGUACGCGCGCACAUUACACAACGACGGCAGUAUUACUGUCGUGCAGAUAUCGUCGAAGACUAAGGUAGCACCGCUUAAAACAACAACCCUGCCGCGCUUAGAAUUGUGCGCUGCACAUCUUGCUGCUAAAUUGGCGCGAAGCGUGUUACAUAGCUGGGGUGAUCUCCGCUAUCCGAUCUAUGCUUGGAAUGACUCAACUAUCACAUUGGCAUGGCUUCAGGCGCAUCCUAAGUUCAACACGCUGCUGACAGAAGUAGAAGCCUGCGUCAACUCCCGCCCACUCUGUGACAAUUCUGCAGCCGCUGGUGAUGUAGAGGUACUUACGCCUGGUCACUUCAUUGUCGGUGAACCGCUUAAAUCUAUCCCGGAGCCUGAGGGUCAAGGGUUCCGUGGAAAUCUGCGUCAGCGGUGGCAAGCGAUCUCUGCCAUGAGACAGCAUUUCUGGCGCCGUUGGAGAGACGAAUAUCUCGUCAGCUUGCAACGUCGUACCAAGUGGAUUCGCCCUUCACGCAAGGUGAUGUAG